This is a messenger RNA of Trichoderma gamsii, 1074 nucleotides long. RefSeq lists its product as hypothetical. Gene Ontology annotation, molecular function: ATP binding; protein kinase activity. The record is from RefSeq and is a predicted model, not a curated record. Gene Ontology annotation, biological process: protein phosphorylation. The transcript has a single exon. Lineage: Eukaryota; Fungi; Ascomycota; Sordariomycetes; Hypocreales; Hypocreaceae. Bases 1 to 1074 code for a protein of 357 amino acids.
AUGGAUCUCCCUCCGCCAGGCUCGCCAGUCGAAGACGAUCUCAAGCCAGACUUGCCAUAUGUUGUUGGCGCAAGGUUGAAAAUCCAACAAUGCCAGCCCCAUCGGCCGUUUGGGAUUUCCUUUCAGGAUCAAACGUCCCGCACCUACCAUUGGAAUCCCAUGUUGAAAUGGGAAACGGCAAGCGAAUUUUGCGUUCAGAAUCCACCUCUCGAGGGCCAACCCAUCGCCAAUCCAGAAAAGCGUACCAUCGUCAUCGACAGCAAGCUUGCAUGUGGCGAUGGCCGUGGCUCUCAGCUCGUCAAGUGCCGUGACGAAGACGGAGGAGCAUCAUUCGUCGCCAAAAUCUAUGAUCCGCUAUACCACCUGUGGCCUAGUAAUCUUGAUCCUACCCACGAAGCAGACGAGCACUUCACAACCGAAGCCACGGUGUACAUGAUGCUGCAAGAUAUGCACAAAGCCAACACCUUUGGUUAUCCUCGAGUUCGAGACCACCUGAAAGGGUCAACACCGCAAUACUAUGGAAGUUAUACCUGGCAAACGCAACUACUAGACGGUCGACGUCGAGACGUGCGCCUGAUUCUAAUGGAGUAUCUUCCAUUCCCAAACAUGUGGGCCAUCAUCAAAAAGAACAAAGUUGAGAAUAUACCGGCCGAAAUUCGAAUGCAGCUCUUAAAGAGGGUCCUUGAGAUUGACAGCUGGCUCAUAUACUACGGCAUCGACCAGAAUGAUUUCGCGGCGCGCAAUAUCUUGGUAGACCCAGAUCAAGGUCGCGUUGUUUUUGUAGAUUUCGGCAUUGCAAUGAUUCGAAAUUUGUACAACUCCGAGUGGGCCACCCCCCGCGAUAAACCUCUACCGGCUCUCCCCAUAUCUCCCAUCGAGAGGUGGGGAUGUAAAUGGGGAGAUGAGAUGGGAAGCUGGGUGCCCAAGGAAUACCGCACCGCUCGGGCGCGAUACGACUGGUUUAUGAAAGUAUGGGGCCAAUCCAAGGAGUUCCGGCCCCUUGGCGUUAUAUGGUUGAAGCAUCAUAAACCAAAUCUGCAAAAAGCUAUAGCAAGGGAGGAAAUGGAGGAAUGA